Messenger RNA from Aspergillus uvarum CBS 121591, 1068 nucleotides. RefSeq lists its product as uncharacterized. NCBI's taxonomy places the organism in Eukaryota, Fungi, Ascomycota, Eurotiomycetes, Eurotiales, Aspergillaceae. Bases 122 to 910 code for a protein of 262 amino acids. The record is from RefSeq and is a predicted model, not a curated record. The transcript has a single exon.
CUACGAUUUUCCGGAUCCAGUCCCGGAAGCCGUCUUUCGCCCGUUGCGAAAGUUCAUCGAAGAGAACUCACUCGAGGACGUGAUACCAAUGCUGUUCUUCUGGGCGCACGGAGUCGGGAACAUGCUCGACAUGCCGGCACUUUACACCUUCCAGAACUUCGGCGUGUCACAUAUUUCCGCCGUCCUCGGCGGGUACAUCACCCCGGAGAAGGGGAUGUACGAGUUGUAUCGGGCAGCGGCCAGAGUUCUUCAUAACGUGCGUUACCAGACCAAAGUUGUCGAGGCCAAACGCUCCGACUCCGGCGUCACGCUCACCGUUCAGCACCUCAACGGCACCCGGGACACCAUCGAAGCCGGGCAGCUCCUUGUGACCCACCCACCAACCGUGGAGAAGCUCCGAGGCUUUGAUCUCACUUCCGAAGAGAGCGACCUCUUCAGCAAGUGGUCCUGGCGCAACUACUACGUGGCGGUGACCAGCAACAGCGGCAUUCCGGACGGCCGAUACGUGACCAACACCAACCCCCGCACGGGGCCGGGAUUCCUUCCCGAGAUGCCCUUUGAGUCCCUGAUCCAGUACAUGGGGGUGCCGGGUCACCCCACCACCAAGAUCGUGGGGCCGAUGAAUUUCACCGCGGAGGACGCCAAGCAGCUCAUCGGGUCGGAUUUCGCUCGCAUGAAGACCGCAGGCACGUAUUCGAUCCGAGAGCCCGAGGUCGUCGCGUUCGCGGAUCAUUCCCCGACGACCAUGAUGGUUUCUCCGGAGGACAUCCAGUCGGGAUUCUAUCGCCGGCUGUAUGCGCUGCAGGGUCAAAGGAGCACCUUUUACACGGGGUUGACCUUCUGUUCGGACUAUUCCUCGCUCCUCUGGGCGUUUACGGACACGAUCCUUGAGAGAAUGCAGCAGGGAUAAGCGGAUCACUGUGGCUUUGGUGCUGUGGGCUGCACCUUAUUUUCUGUUUACUAGAACGUUGAUACUGAUGUACAAGCUUCUGCAGGGGCCGUUGAUGGACUGUCUUCACAGUUGAUACACCGAGACCUCCUCCACUUCUUGAGAUGAUUAGUCAAUUA